AUGCAGCUACGCCCAACAAAGACAGGAAAGUUUUAUUCCAGGGCGACCUUGUGCCUCAUGGCAGCACUGAUGCUUUUGUCUAUGAGCGUUGUGCUAACGGUGAGUGGAGAAACUCUUUCAUCAGAGGUGCGCCUCAAUAACUAUCGAAAGCGCGUUGGACGUGCCUUCAUCAAAGAAAAGGCUGCUCAGGCCGGCGCUGUCACGCUUCCGUCUGGCUUGGUUUUUCGGCGCAUUGCUCGUGGCUCUGGUAAGCGUGCCGCUGCCGCGGAUGAUGAAUGCGAGGUCCACUACACUGGAAAACUUCGUGACGGGACUGUCUUUGACAGCUCGCGGGAACGUGGAAGGCCCAUCAGUUUCCGCCCCAGCGGGGUUAUCAAGGGCUGGGCGGAGGCGCUGCAGUUAAUGCGUGAGGGUGACCGCUGGCUCCUUUUUAUUCCCCAUGAAUUGGGCUACGGUGAGGCGGGGGCGGGCACAUCGAUUCCCCCUUUUUCUCCACUUGAGUUCGACGUGGAGCUGCUCCGUAUUAAGGGCGGUGGCACAGGGCGUACAGCGGAGGAGGUGGACAAGAUACUGCGGGAGGUAGAAGGAGACCGGGGAGACAUGUAA
Messenger RNA from Trypanosoma rangeli, 606 nucleotides. Its product is annotated as macrophage infectivity potentiator, precursor. The record is from RefSeq and is a predicted model, not a curated record. Lineage: Eukaryota; Euglenozoa; Kinetoplastea; Trypanosomatida; Trypanosomatidae. Gene Ontology annotation, molecular function: peptidyl-prolyl cis-trans isomerase activity. Gene Ontology annotation, biological process: protein refolding. Bases 1 to 606 code for a protein of 201 amino acids. The transcript has a single exon.